This is a messenger RNA of Cyprinus carpio (common carp), 2122 nucleotides long. Its product is annotated as ras GTPase-activating protein-binding protein 2-like. Gene Ontology annotation, molecular function: mRNA binding. The coding region runs from base 142 to 1575 and encodes 477 amino acids. The record is from RefSeq and is a predicted model, not a curated record. The transcript is spliced from 13 exons. Gene Ontology annotation, cellular component: ribonucleoprotein complex; cytosol. Lineage: Eukaryota; Metazoa; Chordata; Actinopteri; Cypriniformes; Cyprinidae.
GGUGCCGUGGGCGUGUUUUUACCGGAUAAAGAGGAGCGGAGCGAUCGCCGCUCGCUGCAGUGUGAGUGUGCGUUUAACUGUUCCUGUCACAGACGUGUGUGUGUGUGUGUGUGUGUGUGUGUGUGUGAGAGAGAGAGAGAGAUGGUGAUGGAGAAGCCGAGUCCCCUGCUCGUAGGACGUGAGUUUGUGCGGCAGUACUACACGCUCCUGAACAAAGCUCCGGAUUACCUGCACAGGUUUUACGGCCGGAGCUCCUCGUAUGUUCACGGCGGUCAGGACAGCAGUGGGAAGCCGGAGGAGGACGUGUUCGGUCAGGCGGAGAUCCAUAAGAAGGUGAUGUCACUGCAGUUCAGCGAGUGUCACACUAAGAUAAGGCACGUGGAUGCCCAUGCGACACUGGGGGACGGGGUGGUGGUGCAGGUGAUGGGCGAGCUGUCCAACAGCGGCCAGCCCAUGAGGAGGUUCAUGCAGACCUUCAUCCUUGCUCCGGAGGGCUCUGCUGUCAAUAAGUUCUAUGUGCACAAUGACAUCUUCCGCUAUGAAGAGGAGGUGUUUGGAGACUCUGAGGCUGAGAUGGGAGAGUCUGAGGAAGAGGAGGUUGAGGAAGAGCAGGUGGAGACUCCCGCUUCCCCUGACCUGGUUCCGGACCGGCCCAACAGCAGCACCUACUACGAGCCGCCGGCGCCCGUCAGCAAUGGAGUCGAGGAGCAGCAGGAGGUGGUGGUGCCUGAGGCGGAGCCAGAGCCCCAGCCUGAGCCCAAUCAGGAAACAGAGGCGGAGCUUAACCUGGGAGCAGAGCUGCAGACGGCUGAGACGGAGCUGGAGGAGGAGGAACUGCUGGAGGAGGAGAGAGGCUCCACCCCUGGCAUCGCUCUGACUCCGCCCCCUCUUACCCCAGAACCACCCAAGGCGUUCUCCUGGGCUCUGGUGACCAGUAAGAAUCUUCCUCCGGCCGGCGCUGGAGUCUCUCCUCUUGUGUUGAAAGCAGCUGGUGUUCAGCCGCGGGUGGAGCUCAAACAGGACACUCAGUCAUCAUUACCCAGAGAUCAGCAGCGCGACAGACCAGGCUUUCAUCCACGAGGACCACGAGGAGACGGCAGCGGCUCAGACACUCCGGGUGGGAAACAGUACGUCAGUUUUAAGGGCCGCGGUGACGGUGAUGCCGGUGAUAUGGAGGGCCGCCGGUUUGUUCGUUAUCCAGACAGUCAUCAGCUCUUCGUUGGAAAUCUUCCUCACGACAUUGAUGAGGGCGAGCUGAAAGACUUCUUCAUGACGUUUGGGAACGUGGUGGAGAUGAGGAUCAACACCAAAGGCGUCGGAGGGAAACUGCCCAACUUCGGUUUUGUGGUGUUCGACGACUCCGAGCCGGUGCAGAGGAUUCUGGGAGCUAAGCCCAUCAUGUUCAGCGGGGAGGUGCGUCUGAAUGUGGAGGAGAAGAAGACCAGAGCGGCGCGUGAGCGGGAGACCAGAGGAGUGGCGGAGGGCCGGCGCGGGCCCCGGGGCCCCCUGGGAAACAGCACGGGCCGAGCCUCCUCCAGGGGGGGGAUGAGCCGCUUCACAGGCCCUCGCCGCUGACCCUCCUCUGUUCCUGCUGUCCUCUGUCUCGGGUCUCUCUUGCUUUCGGACAAGACUCAUCAAUGACUCUCAGACUCCCCUGCGCCGAGAUCAUCUGCGCUUACCUUUCCCUUACUCUCCUCACCAUUUUGCAAAGAAGAACGGGACAGUGUGAUCUUUUUUUCCUGUAGAACAGAAGCUGAAUGUCACGAAGGGUUUCCUCACGGAACUGAUUCCUCACGUUUUACAACGGAUGAGCGGCAGCGCUUCGCCCAUCAGUGCUCAGUGUACACUUAUUUAUUUUCCUAGUAAAUAAAACAGUGGUGGUGCCUUAACUCGAUUCUUGUGUGUGUGUGUAGCAGCGGUGUCACAGGUUCUGAUCCGGAUGCUCCAGGUGUGAGCUGGUCUGGUUCUGGUUUCUUUGUUCUGGAUCGUGCAGCUCUUUGCAUUGAUUUCUGCAGUGUUUCUCACCACACUGUGCACUGCGUCUGGUUCUGGGUUCAGACUGGACUUCAGCAGGUUUUUGUUUGAAUGUGUUUUCAACUUUCAAUAAACUACUGCAACCUCA